UUAGCGUCAUAUUAAGAACAACGACAUGCGCAAGUUCAGCUUGAUUUCGUUUUCGCUAGGUGAAGGGGGAAAUCACCACGGUGACACCGCCGCUGAGGAGCCGUGGUUACAGCAUAAUGAUUCCGACAGGAAACACCUACACAGUCUAGAACGCGCCCCAUCGUACACGGAGGUUUUAUUAUUUAACAUCCCGCAUUUAAAGUACGCAUUUAUUCAUUUGGAGACUGGACCCACAAUGGUGGGAGAUGAACAUUCAGAUCCAGUCAUAAUGAACUACCUGGGAGCCAGGAAGACGACGAUGCUGGGUAACAACUUCUCAGAAUACCACGUGGACGAACCGCCUCGGGUUGUCCUGGACAAGCUAGAGAACAUUGGGUUCCGUCUGGUGACCAUGACUGGCGUGGGCCAGACGCUGGUGUGGUGUCUGCACAGAGACACAGUCAGCCGGGUCGGAACAACGCCUGCACGCGAGUGGGUCGACGCAGACCCCACCCGUAGGGUCCCAGACGGGCCACGGGCCUCUCCUUGUGAAUAGAGUGAUGUGGGUGGUCAAGGUUUUCUUUAUUUUUUGGAAAUCAUAAUCUUCAUCUGUCAUGUAAAAUGUCGAAUCUAAACCAUUCUGGGCAGUAUUCUCUAUUCAUGUAUUGUUAUUAAUUGUUUUUUUUUUUAAAUAAUGGUGCCAGCCUUGUUUUUAUUCAAUACUAAGCUUAAUGCGAUUAAGUCUAGCCAGAGAAGUGUUUACAUGCACCAAAAAUGUGUUUUCUGUUUGUGUGUCUGAUCACAGCCUGUCAUGUGCCACUGACAGCAGGAAUGACAUAUAAUCCUAUUUGUGAGUGUAAAGUAUUUCUUUUGUUAGGGGGUGAUGAAGAAAUAUGUCCUCAACCUGCCCGGACCGUGUGGUUUUGGACUUCCUUGAAAGGCUAGGGGUAAAUUCAGACUCUUCUAUCCAUUCUAGGAAGGACUAAACCCCCCUUGCUGAGCUCCCACCCCCAGUGUGCAAUGCAGUCGUGCUGGGGGGGUGUGAGACACAAAGAGUCUCUGGGUCAUAUUUACAGAGUGUCCUGAAAGGCGGCUAAAUAUACACAGAAUGGAUGCGUCUCUGGGGGGCUGUGAGGAGGAGCUGAAGGGGGCGGGGGGGGACAAGGCGGCUGAGCUCCUCGUUCCCAGCAUGCAGCAGCAACAGUCCGCCAUCGCCGCUCCUUCUGUCGAUACUGUGCUCCUUUGUGUGCAGAUGAGAGAUCUGCGUAAACAUGCCAAAUGUGUGUAACAAGGGGCGGCAUACAGAAAAUAAAGAUGGCAAAAGGUC
Paramormyrops kingsleyae is the source of this 1306-nucleotide messenger RNA. The record is from RefSeq and is a predicted model, not a curated record. NCBI's taxonomy places the organism in Eukaryota, Metazoa, Chordata, Actinopteri, Osteoglossiformes, Mormyridae.